AGAGAGAGAGAGAGAGAGAGAGAGAGAGAGAGAGAGAUUUGACUUCUCUUACAAUCAAUUGUUUGGUCUCUACUUAUCCUCGUGAAAAGAACCAACCAAAAAAAGUGUUUCUAUAUUGAGAUCUCAUCUAGCUAGCUACCUACACAUAUAGUACAUAGUGUCACUGACAUUAUUCCAGCUCCGUCGAUUCAUCCAUUGUUUUGCGUGACCCAGAAGAAAAUUACACUAACAACACAGGCACCAAAAAGUGAAAUACAAAUAAAUAAAUAAAUAUUCCUGCUUCUUUAACAAAGAUUGUUAUUAGCUUGUUCUUAUUAUAAACCUCUCUUCCACUACUUUCUCUUGUGUGUGUGUGUUUUGUCUCUUGAAAAUGGAUGGGGUUUCGUUUGAAGGCGCAAAGGAUGACAUAACAAUGCAGUUUGCAAUGGUGUGGAGCCAGAUCAAAGCGCCAUUGAUAGUUCCAAUGCUGAGGAUCGCGGUGUUUUUAUGCUUGAUCAUGUCGGUGAUGAUGUUCAUAGAGAGAGUGUAUAUGGGCAUUGUGAUUAGUCUCGUGAAAUUGUUUGGAAGAAGGCCUGAGAAGCGUUACAAGUGGGAGCCAAUGAAGGACGAUGUUGAGUUAGGAAACUCUUCUUACCCCAUGGUUCUUGUUCAGAUUCCUAUGUACAAUGAAAGAGAGGUUUAUCAGCUUUCAAUUGGAGCUGCAUGUGGACUCUCUUGGCCUUCUGAUAGGAUCAUUGUACAAGUUCUUGAUGACUCCACUGAUCAAGCAAUCAAGGAAUUGGUGCAGAUAGAAUGCCAAAGAUGGGCAAGCAAGGGUGUGAACAUAAAGUAUGAAGUGAGGGACAACAGGAACGGAUACAAAGCAGGGGCUCUCAAAGAAGGCAUGAAACGAAGCUAUGUUAAGCAAUGCGAUUACGUUGCCAUUUUCGACGCUGAUUUUCAGCCUGAACCUGAUUUCUUGUGGCGAACCAUCCCAUUCUUAGUGCACAAUCCUGAGCUUGCUCUCAUUCAGGCUCGUUGGAAAUUUGUGAAUUCCGAUGAAUGUUUGAUGACCAGGAUGCAAGAGAUGUCACUGGAUUACCAUUUCACAGUGGAACAAGAAGUGGGCUCUUCCAGUUAUGCCUUCUUUGGUUUCAACGGGACUGCUGGAGUAUGGAGAAUUGCGGCGCUAAAUGAGGCUGGUGGGUGGAAAGAUAGGACCACAGUGGAGGAUAUGGACCUUGCUGUCCGAGCUAGUCUCAAGGGAUGGAAAUUCUGUUACCUCUCCGAUUUGAAGGUUAAAAAUGAGUUGCCAAGUACUUUGAAGGCCUACCGUUACCAACAGCACCGUUGGUCUUGUGGGCCCGCCAAUCUUUUCAGGAAGAUGGUUUUGGAAAUUAUCAGAAACAAGAAAGUGUCAACUUGGAAGAAGGUACAUGUGAUUUACAGCUUCUUCUUCGUUAGGAAAGUUAUAGCACACAUCAACACGUUUGUGUUCUACUGCAUCGUGUUACCUGCGACCGUUGUGGUUCCUGAGGUUGUGGUUCCAAAAUGGGGUGCUGUCUAUAUCCCUUCUGUCAUCACCCUUCUAAAUGCAGUUGGAACUCCAAGGUCGCUCCAUUUACUUGUGUUCUGGAUUCUCUUUGAGAAUGUCAUGUCUCUUCAUAGAACAAAGGCAACAAUUAUUGGUUUACUCGAGGCUAGCCGAGUCAACGAAUGGGUUGUCACUGAAAAGCUUGGAGAUGCUCUCAAGAGUAAAGCCGGAGGUAAAGUAGCAUCGAAGAAGCCUCGAUUCAAGAUUGGAGACAGGUUUCACUUGUUGGAACUUGGUGUGGGAUUUUACCUCUUCUUCUGUGGCUGUUACGAUGUUAUGUUCGGGAAGAACCACUACUUCAUCUUCCUUUUCAUCCAAGCAAUUGCGUUCUUCAUCAUGGCAUUUGGAUAUGUUGGCACCUUUGUUCCCACCUCGUAAAACUAUUUGGCUAUGUUCUUCAUUCAGUGAAAUUUUUCAGUUUGUGCCUUCACUUGUCAAAUGCGUUGUAGUAUACAGGGUCUGGCAAAUUACACAGCAUAUUAGUAUAAAAAGAAAAGGGGUGAUAAUUUUUUUUAAGGUUUUGCAUAAACAGAGUCUGUGACUCUUUAAAAGAGUAGAUUUCCUUGUGAAUAGCAAAAGGCAUAUAACGGAAGUUAAUGGAGGUUCUUCACCUGGGAAACAAGUAUACACAAAAGACGAACACAGCGUCGACAGCAUCUAUGGUGGAUUGUUGAUAAGAUUUUGUAGCUUUUUUUUUUCUUUUUCCUUUUUAUUUGUAAACACUUUUAAUUUAAUUUCUUUACAUUGUAUUUGUUUGAUGAAAUAAGCAGCUCCAAGAAAUGGGUUAAAAUACACAAAAGGU
Arachis stenosperma is the source of this 2375-nucleotide messenger RNA. Its product is annotated as glucomannan 4-beta-mannosyltransferase 9-like. The transcript has 9 exons. The record is from RefSeq and is a predicted model, not a curated record. The coding region runs from base 371 to 1951 and encodes 526 amino acids. Gene Ontology annotation, molecular function: mannan synthase activity. Gene Ontology annotation, cellular component: Golgi apparatus. NCBI's taxonomy places the organism in Eukaryota, Viridiplantae, Streptophyta, Magnoliopsida, Fabales, Fabaceae.